AUGGACGAUUUCAUUACGGGGCCUAGAGGCCUGCAGGAUGACACAGCCUCGUCAGUUCCCGCCUCUCCGGGCUCCAGCAUUGCCGGCUCAUCCCGCGGCACCGUAGACCCGGCGGCCCUAUCACAAAUAUCGAUGGAUAUAGCGGCAAUCUCUUCUAGCAUGCUUACUCGGCGGGACAAAUCAGAGAUGGUUGCCGAGCUUCAGGCAGUGAUCAGGGAGGAGAUCGCGGCGGUGAGAGCAGACCUGACAGCCCUGGAGCACCGCGUGGACGCCCUAGACGCUGAUCGCAUACAGAAUGCUCACCGACAGCAGGCGGUGGAUCUGGCCACCACUCGGCAGGGGAACCUGCUUCUGGACCUCCGCCGUCAGGUCGAGGACCUUGACAAUAGGGGCCGGCGGAAUAACAUUCGGGUCCGGGGGUUGCCGGAGGCGGAGGGGGAGAGCCCGCAGGAAAUACUCACCGGCCUGUUCACACACCUGCUGGGUGAGGCGGCUCCGGAGGACUUUGGCAUCGUGAGGGCUCACAGGGCUCUCCGGGCACCCAGAUGGGAUGGCCUCCCCAGAGACCUGA
Molecule: messenger RNA, 571 nt
Organism: Pelobates cultripes (western spadefoot toad)
Lineage: Eukaryota; Metazoa; Chordata; Amphibia; Anura; Pelobatidae
Source: the annotation of a GenBank genome assembly